GUACCUAAACGAUCUAUACAUCCUGGAGCUGCGGCCGGGCUCGGGGGUGGUGGCCUGGGACAUCCCCAUCACUUACGGGGUGCUGCCCCCCCCCCGGGAAUCCCACACGGCCGUCGUCUACACCGAGCGGGAGAGCCGCAAGUCCAAGCUCGUUAUCUACGGGGGAAUGAGCGGCUGGCGCCUCGGAGACCUCUGGACCCUCGAUAUCGAGACGCUGACCUGGAACAAGCCCAGCCUGAGCGGGGUGGCCCCCCUGCCCCGCAGCCUUCACUCCGCCACCACCAUCGGCAACAAGAUGUACGUGUUUGGGGGCUGGGUGCCCCUCGUCAUGGACGACGUGAAGGUGGCCACCCAUGAGAAAGAGUGGAAGUGCACCAACACCCUGGCCUGCCUCAACCUGGAUUCCAUGGCGUGGGAGCCCAUCCUGAUGGACACGCUGGAGGACAACGUGCCGCGGGCACGGGCCGGCCACUGCGCGGUGGCCAUCACCACCCGCCUCUACAUCUGGAGCGGCCGGGACGGCUACCGCAAAGCUUGGAACAACCAGGUCUGCUGUAAGGAUCUCUGGUACCUCGAGACCGGGAUCUCUAACCUGGGCAAGGUGAUGUCGGUGGUGCAGACCAAACCGGUGCAAACCUCGGCGGUGACCGGACAGGCGUCCACCGGCCCCGUCACCCAGAUCAUCCAGACGAAGGGCCCGCUGCCGGCGGGGACCAUCCUGAAGCUGGUGACGUCGGGAGACGGGAAACCCACCACCAUCCUAACGACGACGCAGGCCGGGGCGGGGGGGGCCAAACCCACCAUUUUGGGCAUCAGCAGCGUCUCCCCCAGCACCACCAAACCCGGCACCACCACCAUCAUCAAAACCAUCCCCAUGUCCGCCAUCAUCACCCAGUCGGGAGCCACUGGUGAGCGCCGGGACGUGGUCCUUAAGGGAGCCCCCGGGCAACCGGGCACCAUCCUGCGCACCGUGCCCAUGGGGGGCGUCCGCCUGGUGACGCCGGUCACCGUCUCGGCCGUCAAACCCACCGUCACCACGCUGGUGGUCAAGGGGACCACGGGCGUCACCACGCUGGGGACGGUGACGGGCACGGUAUCGACCAGCCUGGCGGGGGCCGGGGGCCACAGCGCCACCGCUUCGCUGGCCACCCCCAUCACCACGCUGGGAACCAUCGCCACGCUCUCCAGCCAGGUCAUCAACCCCGCCGCCAUCACCGUUUCGGCCGCCCAGACCACCAUGACGGCCGCCGGCGGGCUCGGCACCCCCACCAUCACCAUGCAGGUAAGGGGGGGCGCGACCGAGGACGGGACGGCGAUCCCGGACCAUUCCCAGCUGCGGCGGCAGGAGCUGCAGCCGGGGACGGCGUACAAGUUCCGCGUGGCGGGGCUGAACGCCUGCGGCCGCGGGCCCUUCUCCGACCUCUCCGCCUUCAAGACCUGCCUGCCCGGCUUCCCCGGAGCCCCCUGCGCCAUCAAGAUCAGCAAG
Haliaeetus leucocephalus (bald eagle) is the source of this 1486-nucleotide messenger RNA. RefSeq names its product host cell factor 1-like. Gene Ontology annotation, cellular component: histone methyltransferase complex. The annotation marks the transcript as partial. The transcript is spliced from 10 exons. NCBI's taxonomy places the organism in Eukaryota, Metazoa, Chordata, Aves, Accipitriformes, Accipitridae. Gene Ontology annotation, molecular function: protein binding; transcription coactivator activity. Gene Ontology annotation, biological process: regulation of DNA-templated transcription; chromatin remodeling. The record is from RefSeq and is a predicted model, not a curated record.